Acanthochromis polyacanthus (spiny chromis) is the source of this 1036-nucleotide messenger RNA. It is a transcript of the gene vps29, whose product is annotated as VPS29 retromer complex component. Gene Ontology annotation, cellular component: endosome; retromer complex. Gene Ontology annotation, biological process: retrograde transport, endosome to Golgi; intracellular protein transport. The record is from RefSeq and is a predicted model, not a curated record. Bases 123 to 671 code for a protein of 182 amino acids. Lineage: Eukaryota; Metazoa; Chordata; Actinopteri; Pomacentridae. The transcript has 4 exons.
GACGAAGGCAGCUCUGUGUGCAGCUUUACGCAUGCUCCAACGUUCUCCUCUCCCAUUGGCUGAUGUCGUGACACUGUACGCACGUAGGCGCUUCCUCCACUUGACUCGCAGCAAAAUAGAAGAUGUUGGUCCUGGUGUUAGGUGACCUGCACAUCCCCCACCGCUGCAACACGCUGCCGGCCAAGUUCAAGAAGCUGCUGGUCCCGGGGAAGAUCCAGCACAUCCUCUGCACCGGAAACCUCUGCACCAAGGAGAGCUAUGACUACCUGAAGACCCUCGCUGGAGACGUCCACAUAGUCCGAGGAGACUUCGAUGAGAACCUGAACUACCCGGAGCAGAAGGUGGUGACGGUGGGCCAGUUUAAGAUCGGCCUGAUCCACGGCCACCAGGUGAUCCCGUGGGGCGACAUGGCCAGCCUGGCGCUGCUCCAGAGGCAGCUGGACGUCGACAUCCUCAUCUCCGGACACACGCACAAGUUCGAGGCGUUCGAGAACGAAAACAAGUUUUACAUCAACCCCGGUUCUGCCACUGGAGCCUACAGCGCACUGGAAAGCAACAUCAUCCCCUCUUUUGUACUAAUGGACAUCCAGGCGUCCACCGUGGUGACGUACGUCUACCAGCUGAUCGGCGACGACGUCAAGGUGGAGCGAAUCGAGUACAAGAAAUCUUAGAGGAGGAGGAGAGGCGGGUUAUGGAGGCUGUCGUUUCAUUCCUGUCCACCGGGGGGCGCCGGCUCCCUCAGAGUCACCACAAUGUUAAUGCCGUAACAAACUGUUCAGUGAGUUAACUCUAAAUGACCCGUGUAUUAUAUUGUUUAUACGUCAUCAGCAUUGAACCCGAGAAUGAAAUAAUGUCACACGUUUUGAGCUGUCAGAAAGAGAUAUUUGGUGCCAUUUUCUUUCAUUCUCCCCUAACCUCAUUACUUUUUUUAAUUUUAUUUUGAAAUGUUCACAUGUAACCAGCAGGCCUUUAGCUUCCUGUAGUCGGCCUGGUUUCAUUCAUUUCUGUCCCACAAUAAAGAUGUUAUUUCACUUCA